UGCAUCAUGUAUUUGUGUCCGUGCAGCUGUAGUGAAAGUCAUGGCAGGUCCAGAUCCGAUUAAAACUCUGCUGUAUACUGUCAACAACUUGCUGCAGCAGGAGAAAUACAAAGCAGCAUUGGCAGUGUUGAAAGGCUUCAGAAAUGGCGCUGUAUAUGGAGCCAAAAUCAGAGCACCACAUGCCCUGGUGAUGACAUUUCUAUUCAGAAGUGGCAGUUUGAAGGAUAAACUCAGAGCCAUUUUGAAGGCCACAUACACCCACUCCCGCAACCUGGCAUACUUUGUGUUCACAUACAAAGGACUGCAGGCCUUGCAGGAGAAGAUCCAAGGGAAGAGCUUGCAAUCUCACUCCUUUCUGGCUGCCUGUAUUGGAGGAUGGUUAGUGUUUGGAGAUAAUAACAACAUCAAUAGUCAGAUCAACAUGUACUUGCUGUCUAGGAUCCUGUUCGCCCUUUCUCGCCUGGCUGUGGAGAAAGGAUUCAUCCCCCAGCCUAAAAAAGACCCUUUCCCACUGUUUGCCACCCUGGUGUGGGGCAUUGUCUUGUGGCUGUUUGAGUAUUACCCUCACACCCUCCAGCCCUCACUGCAGUCCUCAAUGAACUACCUCUACCAUGACAGCAAUGUGUGGCAUGAUAUCACAGACUUCCUUGUUUAUAACAAACCAAGGACUGCUGCUUAGAAAUGAAGCUUUAGUUUUUCCCCCAGUAUGGACCAGCGCUCUCUUAGAAGAUCAUGAUUGCAUUUUUUUUUUAUAUAAUUGUAAAUAUUCUAAAUAUCUUUGAUUGUUGCCUUCUCUAAAUGAUAAAGAAUGUAGUUUGUGAGUUUAAUUAACAGAUCAGUAUUAUAUCAGAUGUACAGUAGGAACUUUUUAUCUUGUUCAUUUGCACUAAUUUUCAUGUGCCAUCAAUCAAUCUUCAUUAUUUUCACUACUAUACUGUUGUUAUCAGACAAAAUAUGAAAUAUUAAAUUAAAUAGUGAUAUCUGAUCUAUCCAGUAUGGGGUUGUUGGGGUUUGUUUGGCUGAUUUUACAUUGAUUGAUUUAAAUUUCCAGGGGUAUUUCAUUAAAUACAAUAAAAGACAAAAAAAUAUUUAACUGUUAAACUGAAGUUACACAACUAUCAACUAAUUUGAUUAAUUUAAGUUCUUUUAAGUUCUCGUAUAAGAUACGCACACAUUUCUAGAAAUGGCAGGUUUUUCCUGGAUUGAUAGUUUGAAGUGUGGCAAGCGUAGCACUGCCGAGGGUGUUUCCUUACAAAGCAGUACGCAGGUUUUAAUUAAACUAAAAUAUGGAAUAAUCCGUGCUGUAAUAUAGUAAUAUAUAUAUGAUUGUAUUUUGUUUGCUCUUUGUAAUGUAAUAUCAAUUCCCUCACACUACAAUUUUGUUGAUUUACUUUUAAACCAUUAUGUAUAAAAUUUGAAAUCUGUAUGACUAACAUGCACUCUGUCAUGUGCCACUGUUAUAUAAUGUGAAUUGAAGGCUGGAUUAAA
Molecule: messenger RNA, 1488 nt
Organism: Scomber japonicus (chub mackerel)
Lineage: Eukaryota; Metazoa; Chordata; Actinopteri; Scombriformes; Scombridae
Gene: pxmp4
Product: peroxisomal membrane protein 4
Exons: 4
Coding region: 41-679 (212 amino acids)
Cellular component (GO): peroxisomal membrane
Source: RefSeq, a predicted model, not a curated record